Molecule: messenger RNA, 13068 nt
Organism: Haliotis rufescens (red abalone)
Lineage: Eukaryota; Metazoa; Mollusca; Gastropoda; Lepetellida; Haliotidae
Exons: 70
Coding region: 1-13068 (4355 amino acids)
Molecular function (GO): protein binding; calcium ion binding
Source: RefSeq, a predicted model, not a curated record
AUGAUUUCAGGUAGAGAGGACCAUUUCUAUGUGAAAGGUGUUAUCCGAGUAAGUUACACCAUCAACCAUUUGUCGUCAGAGAGGAAACUGGAGGUGACAGCAGCUGUCAGUGUGUGUCUGAAACAGAACGAGUGUUUGUUCUCUAAAACCUUCCUUGACAAAGCCAAGAUACCACAACCCCUGUGUGACUGGGAGGCCAUGCUGAAACAGAAAAAUUUCACAUUGUCCAACUGGGCGUCAGGCAAGGGGCUGUCCUCCACCGUCUCUACUCUCUCUGAUACUCUGAUAUCUCAGCUCCUGGAUGAUCUCGGCGUGUCACAGUAUCUCCUCAGUCCAGCCUGUGACCAGUCAGCAAGUCCAUAUUCUCCUGCUGGGGUAAACAACUGGAAUGGUGUAUGCAGUAACAUCACAGUACCAUCACUGCCAGACUCUGUGAGAUGCUAUUUGCACGACAACUGUUCCACUGUCGGCUGUUGUGUGGACGUCCCCCUUAUCAAUAGAGCAAUCCAGAUGAAGUUUGAUGUGGAUAUUUGUAACCUUCAGAUUACUAUGACAUUUGAAAAUCUGUCAUCGACCCUGUCUCUCCUGGAGUACGAAUGGGCCUCACAGAAGUUGGUGAUUGACCUGCGUUUGAAGAUCUGCUUUGAGGGCAACACAUGCGUAUUUGACGUCCCAGUCUUGUCAAAUUCGGAACUAGUCUAUUCUCCGUGCAACUCGAGUCCACCAAUGUCGUUGAGAGGACUGUCCCUUGACUUUUGGAAGGUUGAAAAGUGUGCUCUUCAAACCUCGGAUUGCCAACAACCCCUUCCUGCUGCCAUCUCAAGCACCUGUCGACUGACUGACAACUGCAUGGGCAUCACGUGUUGUGUGGACGUCGACCUCAAGUACCUCGGCAUCUACUCCAUCACUGCCGGCAUCGAGGUUGACCACUGUAAUGACCAACUUGUGUACCAUAUGGAGAACAAAGAGUGGACUAAGAAUCUUCAGACUGUGGAAUAUGACAAAAACCACACAGUGUCAGUUGGCAGUGACAUCUCAUUGAGCUACUUCAUCAGCAAGACUCCGUCCCUCUAUGAAGUGUCCUUUCAUCUGAAAAUAUGCACCACGAGCGGCCUUGAGCUCCCCAACACAUGCUAUUACCACAAGUUCCUGGACACAAAGAUGUUCCAGGUUCCUUCCUGUGUACCUGGUGGACGAAGAAGGAGGAAGAGAGAUGUUCUGGAUUUAAUGAAAACGGGCGAUGUAAAACGGAUCCUUAGAGAAGCUUUGAAGCAGAAUUAUACAAAUGAAGAAAUCAAGGAUCUCCUUGACAGACUGAAGGCAGAAGCAAAAAGACUCAGCUCAGAGGUACUGGAAAGCACUGAAAAGGGUGGCAUGGCGACCAACACUAAGAGUGCCAUCAAGAAGAUGGGUAUAGCCAACCCAGGAACCAUUCUGUACUCAGGGGAGGUCGGCGGUGGCAACGUCGUGCUGGGCAUGGAAGGAGGCGAGAAGAUCAUGAAGGUUCUGGGUCAGGUCACCGACAUCCUGGGUCGCGGGGAUCAGGCGUACACUGUGGGGAAAGGUCUGACUGGGAAAGGACUGCAGCUGCUCGGUGCUAAACUGGCCAACAUGAGCAUCGGGGAGAUGAUCGCCAUGUUUGAUGCCAAGAACAUCGACCCUGAACUUGCUCUUCGUCUGACAAGACAACUCAGAGAUCUGGCUCUUGCCCUGUAUUCGGACAUCGUCAAUGCAAUCCUCAACCGUGAUGGGACGAAUUCCUUCAACUCAUUUGAUAUAAUCCUAAAAGGAGACUUUAGCCUGCCAAGGACAAGCAUCGGACUUUUCAGCUACAAAAAAAACUUUCUUGUUGGGGGUCUCGUCCCAAUGACCUUUGAAACAGGAGCCGGAGCAUCUUAUGGUAUGAAUAUAGCCGUAGGAGCCAAGAUCCUUGGUAUGAAGGUGUUUGGUGAAGCCGUGCCCUUUGGGAGCGCCCAUGUGUAUGGAGAACUGGGUAUUGGAUUAGGCAUGUACGGCAAGCUGAGAAUCGAUGGCUACCUCAUGAAUGUCCAGUUCCCAACCAGAGCUGAAAUAGGAUUCUCCAAGUUCCCUCUUGACUUGAGUCUGACAAUGGACCUAGAUCUAAUUCCGGUGAUACUGGUACUGAAAGGGCUUGUGACGGUAGAGAUCAAAUUUCUCAAGAUUAAGAAGACUUUGUACGAGGCUGAAAUCUUUAGAUACACUGCACCAGUCAUAAAGAAGAGACUCUUCGACACUGUCAAGAAGGAGGAGGACACGUCUCCACCAGAGUUCCUAGACUAUGUGGACAAACCGGGAGGUUCUGGUCAAAAGAAGAAGACAGUGUCCACAUCACGGAGCUGCUUAGUGAGACAACUCCCCGAUAGAGACUACACAGAGCCGGCUGUAGAGAUAGCCAUAGCUGCCCAGGAUGACCGGAGUCAGGUCCAGAUCUUUGUGGAUGCUGGGACCAAACCUGGACUCAGUGAUGUGCUCAGCGGGGAGAAACUUGGCGGACCAUCAACAAUCAUCACCCAGCGAUUUCCUCAAAGUAGUCAUGGUGCCCCUGUCUUCUUCACGGUGUAUGGUGAGAACAGCGCAGGCAAGAGAUCCACCGUGACUUGCAGCAUCCCCACCUAUGACGUCACGCCUCCUGGUGGCAGACUGACACCAGACUUUAGUUCAACCAGUAACCCAGCUGAGCUGAGAGGGAAUGUGGUGGUGUAUGACGAUUCAGAUCUGGUUAAAUCUUCCGUGGGUGUUGGACUGGGAAGGGGAAUCUAUGGUGAUGAAGUCAUAGCCUACAACUCUGUCAAUCUCAAGAAAAGGAACAGUGUACAGUAUGACUCUGCAUCUGACAAUGCUGGCCACGAAGCGCUGAAACAUUUCACGGGUCGGAAGGACGGCCGACUGAUUGGUCCGGUGUUUGCCGAGUUCUUCAGUAUGAACCAUGCCGGGUCCUGUGUGAAGGAGUGUAUGAAGUUCCCGGAGACCAAGUGUAUGAGCGUCAACUACGACUACGGACCUAAAGGACAUUGUGAACUAUUAGAGGGCAUUGAAGGACACGACUAUAAGAUUUUCAUUUCUGAUCGGUAUGCUCACUUUGAGAGACUUGGAGUUGGCCUUGCCCACGAGUUCAUCUACAAGGAUCUGUCUCUACGUCACGGCGCAAUGUAUUUCUUCAACAUCCACCUCAUCAACGAGCUUCAGUUCGAGUCCAUCCUCCAUAGCGAGGGGAUCCUUGUAGAUUUAACACCUCCCGAGCCAGGUCCACUGGCACAUGUCAGUCUGGAUGUCAUGGAGGUGAAGUCGUGUGCCAGUUUGGCUCCCUAUGACAGAUCAGAGUGGAAACUCAGGUGUCGAGGUGCCAACAAUCAGAUUAAAAACCACAGAAUAAUCCAUGACGGUCCUGGUUCUAAAACAAUUUUCAAUGGUGACAUACCUUUUACCGACCUCCUCUAUACUAGAGCCAGCAGAUUUAUAUCAGCUAACUGGAACGGCAUCAUGGACAAAGAGACUGGCAUCCUUGGCUACUCCUGGACCGUGGGGAGACAAAUCUGUGAGGAGCUGAUCCACCCUCAUCAUGACCCUCACAGAAACCUGUUUGACGAAUCAGCGUGGACAAAUACAGGUGUCAUCAUUCCAAGGGCUCCCUAUGACCCUCUCCCAGAUGGGAAGUAUUACGUCACGUUGCGAGCCCUGAACAAGGUCGAGUAUGGAGGACCGUUAGCGACUACAAUCUGUCACACCACGCCUCUUGGCAUUGAUAACACACCACCGUUUUUAUACGAGAUCUAUAAUAUUUCCUACAACGAAGAUACAUUCACCAUUAACGCGCAGUUUAACGCCAGUGACCCAGAGUCCGACAUCAGAGAAGCAGACUUGUGUCUGGGGCAGACCAAACGUGACUGUCAUCACAUGAAAUGGCAGAGAUCCUCGCACAAUGAUGGCGAUAUCACCCAUCAGUUCCAGAUCCCAGGUGGAACUCCUGUCUGGAUUAAAGUCAGGGUCAUCAAUAAUGUUGAUUUGGGAAAAGUGGGCGUGUCCGACCAUGCGAUCGUAGUCGACACAUCACCCCCUGAACAAGGCAUAGUUUAUGAUGGACCUGUAUACAAGCUUGACCUCAACUUUACCAAAGAUGCCGACGAGAUAUGCGCAAACUGGGUUGGGUUUCACGACCCUGACUCUGGUAUUUCCCACUACGAGUUGUCGGUUCUUGAUGACACAAACAAGACGAUCUCCGAGCCGGUCAGUCUUGACCACAAGACACACGAGACCUGUCUCCAGCUUGACCCUGACCAGAGGCUCGAACACGGCAAGGCCUACAACUUCUAUAUCACCGCAUUCAACGCUGGCCACAAACAGUUGAACGUAUCGGCAAGGUCAGAUGGAGUGAUCGUGGACCUGACUCCCCCGGUGCCGGGUGAAGUUGUUGACGGUAUACGGAAAGGCUUUGACGACGUUGAGUUCAGUACCCACGUUGCCACAGUAGGAACCCAGUGGAGGAACCACAGUGACCCCGAGUCAGACAUCAGAGAAUAUGCGGUACAGGUACUCAGAGCAAAAAAUCCUGACUUUGCGGUAGCUCCUAACUUUGAGGUAGUAAAGGACUGGAAGACUCUGGGCAAAGACGUCAGCCAGAUCGAGUGGCAUAACUUCCACCUAAACCACCAGGACGUUGUCAAGACGAAGCUGAAAACCAUCAACAACGCCCUGGGGACCGUAGAACAGACAACAGAUGGGUUUGUAGUGGAUCUCACUCCGCCCAGGAUGGUGUUCCUAGGUGAUGGACGUGAACAGGGCAAAGAUGCGGAGUUCCAGCUGUCUAACACCACUGUCGAAGCCAACUUUGAGUUCAUAGAUGAAGAAUCUGGAUUGGAUCAUUUCAAGUACAGGGUGUAUCAACUGUACCGAGGGUCAAAACAUCAAAUAUAUCCGGAAUCUGGAAAAUGGGCGAUUAUAAGCGACCCCAGCAUCCAUAGCCUCAGUCAACCAGGGCUAAGGCUAAAGCCAGGCGCCCUGUAUAGUGUGAGAGUGGGAGCUGCCAACAAAGCCGGGGCCGUGGCAGCCUAUGACACCAAUGGUGUACUAUUGGAUAAUACUCCACCUAAGAUGAAGUGGGUGUAUGCUGGUAUCCUGUCCGGCAAUGUGGAAGAAGUCAUCGAUGGCUACAUUGUUCAAUCUGACCCACGCGGUAUCAAGGCCACGUGGUUUGCCACAGACAUCCAGAGUGGAAUCAAGUCUUACAUGGUCGCCGUUGGAACCAGUAGAGGUGGAACCGAUAUUCUAGAUUGGAAGGAUGUUGGUUCUGACAGGAACAAAUACGUUGAUGGUUUGACCUUGACCGUGACUGACCUUGACACGAUGACCCCUGUUUACUAUGUGUCUGUGAAGGCGAGCAAUGGAGCUGAUCUGACUAGUGACGUCAUCACAUCAACCCCCAUCAGGGUAGUGGUGCAGGAUAAGACAGGUAUUGUCAUCGACGGCGCCGACUCGACCGAGAGAGCUUACUUCAUGGACAUCGGAAGCGACAUGGACUACCAGAAAGAUGCGGGAGUUGUGACGGUACAGUUUGCCGGGUUUGAGAGCCACGAGCACGGUGUGACGUACUAUGACUGGGCGGUUGGCACGACACCUGGUGGCGAGGAAGUGCAACCGUUCAUCAAGGCAGGUCUCAUACAUGAAGAAGCAGAGACCAAUGUUCCUGGAAAUGGUAUCUCCAGCAUGGGGUUUGGCCAGGCUGUUCUACCGCUGUCAUCCGGCACGACAUACUACACCACAGUCCGCGGCAUCACCAACGGUGGCAACAUCCUGGAAUCUACGUCAGAUGGGUUUACUGUGGAUAUCACGGCUCCUGCCAUCACUAUGGAAAGCUAUGGCUCUCAGAACAACCAGAGCAACCUCUCACAAACGCUAUGUACGUCAACUAAACAUUGUCCGUGUUUCGCUCACAGCUAUGGUCCUGAGAACAACCAGAGAGGACUGACCCCCACCACGACACUGUACCAAUCUGAGGUGGACUCCAUCUCCUCCUCCUGGAGGGCUGCAGACAGUGAGAGUCCAGUCAAGAAGAUGUACUACUCUGUGGGGACCUACCCCCACGGGGAGGAUGUCCAGCCCCGGACUGACGUGGAGAUCCUGCUGACCGGUGAGGGGGCUCUUCCCACUGGCAUCAAACCCACAACUGAUGGCAAGCCAAAUAUAUUGACUCUAACAGCCGAAAAUGAACUGGGAUUGUCUGCUAGUAUUAUCUCCCCUUAUCUUGUUGUGGACCUGUCAUCACCAGCCGAGGGUGUUCUGACCUGUCCACCAUUUAUUCAGCCGAGAUCUGCCGUGGGGUGCACAUGGACAGGGUUCUACGAUGCCGAGAGUCAGGUUGUAGAGUUUGAGUUCGCUGUAGGCUCCCACGAGGGGCUGGAGGACGUCGUAGCACCUGUCAAACUGCCGGGACAUGCUGCCAAAUAUGUAGUCUCAGGCUUAGCUGGUGAUCUUGUCCAUGGUAAGAGCUACUACGCCAAAGUCAAGGCCAUCAACCAAGUUGGGAUGACGUCAUCCAGCAGCUCCAACGCCAUGUACGUGGACACCACACAACCGGCGCCGGGCGCUGUGGUGGAGUUGAAGUCUGUCUACAUCAUCAACGUCACCGACGAGGUCAUCACCGAGAAACUCAACACCUACGAGUGUGACACAGAGGAAGACUGCCUGGCUAUAGACGCGGUGUGCCAGGAGUCUCUGUCCACUGUCAACGUGGCCUGGCAGACCUUCACUGAUGACGAGACGGAGAUUGUCAAAUACGAGAUAGCUGUUGGCACUUCACCCGGAGGGGGGCAGCUGAGAGGGUUCUUUGAGACUGAUGACGUCACAAAGAGAUACCUGUCGGUCACGGGCCUGGUACUGAAGGGAGUAAGACAGAUAUUUGUGACAGUAAAAGCUACCAAUGGAGCUGGCCUCAGCACAAUAUCCACGUCUAACGGUAUCUACAUGUCCUACCUCAGUCAGGGCUUGGAGCCGCUCACUCAUGUUGGAAUCUGGGAUGGCGAAAGUCACGAUGGAGACCUUGACUUCCAGACGAGUCUGUCCCGAAUGGGGGCCAAGUGGGACGUGUCAGGUGACCCGUGUCCAGUGGUCAAGUAUGAGUGGGCAAUACAAAGGGCUGACGGUCGGAGGGUCCAGGAGUACUUCAAUACAGAAGGAAGAACUCAUGGCGUCAACGACCAACUGAGCAUGCAGAACAUGGAACGCUACUACCAGUACCUACGGGUGACCAACGCCAUGGACUACACCUACACCAUCAGGUCGAACGGCAUCACCAUCGAGGAUGACCCCUUGGUGCCUGGACAGGUCAAUGAUGGAGAUGUCGUGGGAUUUGACCUUGAGUUCUUCCGAACCAAAAGUAAAGUCAGCGCCAACUGGGACAAAUUUGGCAUCGAUGGUAACGCUGACGAGGAAUCCACUGGCAUUGAGGCUGAAAACAUUCUUGAAGAAAAAUCAACCAGCCAAGAAGUUGCUUUCUACGAAGUUGCCGUCGGAACUGACCGCCGUUUUCCACAAACACGUGACAACAUCGUUCCAUUUGUUAACGUUGGCCUCAACAAGACUGUGACCUUUUUCGACCUUGACCUGACCCCCAUUACAGGCACGUACUACUUCACCGUUAGAGCACACAGUCGAUCUGGGUCUACAGCUGACGUCACAUCCAAUGGUUUCUCUGCUGGGUUUGAUGGUGGUGUUUCAGCCGGUUCUAUAGAUAUGAAGGAAUACCUGACAACUCAUACCUACGUAGAUGUAGCGUGGAACGGGUUCGAAUCAAAGAUUGGCAUGAUGAUGUACUACGUGGGCCUGUCCAACAACACGGAGGCGGGCAACUAUAGAUGUGGGCAGUUUACUGAAAGAAGCUCCAUCACUGACGAUGAACGACAAGGUAUUUUCAACAUUGUGGACCUACAAAAUGUCGGGAAGGACACAUUCAUGAAGUUUGAAAAUCUGUCUCUGGAACAGAAUGGAGUCUACUAUGCUUGGGUUGUCGGUGCUGACAAGGCCGGAGAGUGCAACGUGACUAGUCACAAGUUCCAGGUGGACGUCACACCUCCAGUCAAAGGCAGGAUCAGAACAGGGCCCUAUUACGACAUGAAACUGAGUUACUCGGCGAGCAGUGAGAGUCUUCAGACCUACUGGACAGACUUCAGUGAUGAAGACUCGGGCAUCCGCUGCUACCACGCAGCCCUGCUGAAGAGAGCCUCCUGUGACAAAGACUCGGCGGAAGAAACUGUCGUAGAUUCCAUAGAGAUUGAUGUCAACUACACGUCUUAUAAAUUCAUGGACAUCACUAUGCAGGGCAACACUCCCUACUUUGUGCGUCUCGUGGCGGAGAACUUUGCUGGUCUCAAGUCGACAUUAGACUCUCCACCAGUCCUGUAUGACAACUCCCACCCCUCCUCCGGCCUCGUCAUCGACGGACAUGACUUCACUCACGACAUCAGCUGGAGCGGCUCUGCCAACGUGAUUACAGGCACAUUCCUGCACCACCCUGUGCCCGACGUGUCUCCAUGUCCUGUCAGACAGGUCACAUUUGAUGACUCGGAGUGGAAGUACCUGGAGUCAGACCGGAACUACGACAGCAACAACCGUAGCUUGACCUUGACCUACAGGUCAGCUAACGUCCAUCCCGAGUCCGGCAAAGUGGACAUCAAACUGUCCCGAGACACCAAGACUGACACCAUGUUUUCUGGAACCUACUUCAGAGAUGCUGAUCUUGUCAAUGGCGGGGAGUAUAAGCUAUCUAUCCGAGCUGCAGCAGGUGAUGGUCAGGCGGUCACAAGUGUCCUGUUCUGGGACGGCCCAGAUGACUACAUCCUGGACUUUGACUACACACCAAGACCUAUCUGGCCUGAACCCGCCUGUGCCUGUUGCAGGGUUGAUCCUGUUGCUGAGUCCUGUACAUGCAACUGUUCCACCCAAUCUCGGCACAGUAACAUCAGCAAGAGAUCUGUCGAUGUGGAAGACCCUGGUUAUCAGGUAACGAAGCUCUCGGAUGAGGAUAAGAAGAAACUACAGGAGACUGGUUCAAUCACCGACAAGAGUGAAAUAGAUAAACUUACUCCCAGAAAAGCUUGUGGAUUACAGUUGUUUUCGGGAGAAGAAGCCAAGCUGGUGGCAUGGUGUGGGUAUGGUGACACCUUGAAUGAACCUAUGGCAGUUGUGAGGAACCUGGAACAAGACCCUUCCAUAGACUAUCAUCAGUACUGGAUCAGAUUCACUACCCAAAGAGAUGAAGCUAGGGGGUCAGAGAUAACGUGGUGCAUGUUCAUCUCCAUGGACGGGGAUCUGCUGACGGAGCAGUGUGGAAUACCGCGUCUCUCUCCUGACACCAAACUCUUCUUCGGAGUCUGGAACCAUAAGAACUAUAUUCCUGAAACUGAUCGUGAUUCGGAAGGACAUCUGAAGGUUUGGAGUUCUACAGCUUCAUUCCGAGACCUGGUGAUGCCAGCUGACAAGGAGAAUUUGUGUCGCUAUGGAAACGCUUUUCAAGGAGGUGAUAACGCCAUUGUUCGGUAUGAGGCAGGGAUCGGGUCAGCUUCCGGUCUCUCUGAUGUAGUGCCGUACCAACAGGUACAUAAUCCAUGUAUUCCGUGUCUGACCCCCUGUGACAUGUACACAUGUGACCCAGCUUGUGACAGCUCAUCAACAGACCAGGUCAAGAUCACCCUCAACGACCUCAACCUUACAGAAACAACAGUCGUGGAGGGAGAAGUAGUCCCUGUAUUGUACUACCUCACAGGUGAGAGAACAACAGUUGUGGAGGGAGAAGUAGUCCCUGUAUUGUACUACCUCACAGGUGAGAGAACAACAGUCGUGGAGGGAGAAGUAGUCCCUGUAUUGUACUACCUCACAGGUGAGAGAACAACAGUUGUAGAGGGAGAAGUAGUCCCUGUAUUGUACUACCUCACAGGUGAGAGAACAACAGUUGUAGAGGGAGAAGUAGUCCCUGUAUUGUACUACCUCACAGUGAAAGCUGUCCUUGGAUCUGGAACGGAGGCCAUUUCGUCAUCUGACGGCUUCAACAUCGACGCGUCACCACCACUGUUUGACACCGACGUCAUGCUCUACAUCGACGUCGCUCAGGGCAACUUCACCCCUGUGACGUACCAAGGAUCAAACGACACCAUCAAGGCUAUAUGGAAGUGCAAUGACAACGAGAGUGAAAUUGUGAACUACGACUGGGCAAUAGGCAGGACGCCAGGGGGACAGGAGUUGCAGACAUUUGUCUCAGCGGGAGAAAACCCGACAUCAACUAACUCCGGACUUGUGGGCCUCCUGGAACACAACACGACAUACUAUGUGACCGUCAGGUGUACCAACGGGGGUGGGCUGGUCACAACAUAUGCUGAUCCUAGAGGUGUGACAGUCCUGCUUAAACCUCCUUUGGUUGACGACGUCAACACAACGAUAGAGGGAGCUGACCCGCUUGGGGAGACAGUGACGCCACCUAACUCCAUGACAACCACAGACCAGAACACUGUAGGUGCUUCCUGGACCGUAUCUGAUGAUGAGAGCAUCCGGAGAUAUGAUUUCUGUGUGGGGAGUUCCGAGGCCAGCAUCAGUGACAUCUUCCCCUGCACGUGGGUCGGCUACAACACGUCGGGGACGGUCACAGUAACGGAUGGAUACCUCAAAGUAAACGGCGUUGCUAUCUACACAUUGAGCCAGUUCAAGCCAGACUACAACGUAUCUGUCAACACCACGGACAAGUCAGCCUUCACCAUGGCUCCAGGCACAGAGAUGUUCAUCUUCAUGAAGAUGUGUAAUGAGGCCCAGCUGUGCACGACCAAGUUGCUGGGCUCCACCGUAGUAGAGACAGACAUGUCCACGAUGGCGACGUCGUCUGAUGGUUCUGCCGUCACUGUAGAUGUUGGGGAUGGUGGGAGGAGGAAGAGGGACGUUUCAGGAGUAACGGUAUCAACACCAGAUGGGUUACAAGCCGGUCAGAGCAUUGUGGUUACUCAGCUCACGAAGCUUGAUCUACAGACGGAAUACAAGUCUGACGCCUCAGUGGAGUUCAUCCCCUACAUCACUGACCCGUCUACAUCAACCACAGAAGAUGCCUUCACCGACAGAAUUCUCAGAAAGAGGCUCAACUACCAGGACACUGACCUCUCCUUCUCUCUCACUAGUGUUGGUAAUCUUCCCCUACCAGGACCGGUGAAGGUGACCUUCACCUAUGACCCCACGGUCACCAAUACAACCUUGAUGCUGCUUCAUUGGAAUACUGAUGGCCGACAGUGGCAACAGAGCAACAAGACCUGUCUCCAUGAAACAGACACGGAGGUCAGAGACCCCAUGACCUCUCAGGUCACGGUCAAAGUUUGUAACACCAGAUUCACGACAGGCAGCAGCAGCUCCAGACGUCGGCGAUCUGUGUCUGACACGUACUUCAGACACCCGACCCAGUUCCUACUGACUUCAGCUCUGACAGAGAUACCAAAUUCACCUCCUCAGCUCACCAGCAUCACGUCUCUUGUCAUGCAAGAAGAUCAGGGCACAUUGAUAUACCAGAUGACGUCCACAGACGCUAAUGGAGACGUGGUCAAGUACAAGAUGAGUGACGACUCCGCUGUGGCUGAUCUGGAACUGAGGCUGUCGGAGGAUGGAUUAAUGACCUAUACCCCUGCAGCUAACUUCUAUGGAAAUGUAGACGUCCAAGUGGUAAUGUACGAAGUUCCUCAAGCCGAGAUACCCCCGGCUCAAACUGCCGUCAGCAUCACCAUCAGCAUCAACUCCGUCAACGACGCACCGAGUGCCUUUGUCUUCAGUGAUGAGGUCAACAUCCUUCACGCAGAUCCAACGCUUCCAGUUGUGAUUCUUCCCGAAAAUUUUAAUUCAAAUGACAGCGACACCACAACAUACAGAUGGAAGUUUGGGGCAUACGACGUUGACGUCGGCGACAGCUUGACCAUCUUCUACACACAGCCGAGCAGCGGGAACCUUACCGUCGGUGACGUGAACACCACUGUCCCGUGUUCAUAUAAUAGCGGCAUCCCCUGUGACAAGCUCCUGCUCCCCAACCCUGCCGACUCCCUCAACUGGGUCUACAGGACCUUCAUGUACCAACCUGACCCUGGUUACCAUGGUAACGAUGAGGUCCGGGUUUAUGUGCAGGACCAGGGAGGGGUAUACUCGGAUGUCAUCACGAUAAAACCAGGUGUUAUGAAGACACCAUGCAGGAAUAGGGGAAAAUGUAGAAGCAAGAAUGAAAGCUUGUACAACUGCACCAACUACCGCCGUGCUGAAGGUUUUGACCUCCACUAUGAGUGUGCGUGCGCACCUGGCUGGACCGGCAUUCAUUGCGAGGAUAAGGAUGACGUCACCACAGUAAAGCCAGACGUUGUGGAGACACCAUGUCAGAAUGGUGGAACCUGUAAAAGCAAAAAUGAAAACUUGUACAACUGUACCAACUACAGCCGUGCUGAAGGUUUUGACCUCUACUAUGAGUGUGCGUGCGCACCUGGCUGGACCGGCAUCCAUUGCGAGGAUGAGGAUGACGUCACCACGAUUAAGCCAGGUGUUAUGGAGACACCAUGCAAGAAUGGGGGAACCUGUACAAGCACUAAUGAGAGAGUGUACAACUGCACCAACUACCGCCAUGAUGAAGGUUUUGACCUCGACUAUGAGUGUGCGUGCGCACCUGGCUGGACCGGCAUUCAUUGCGAGGAUGACGUCAACGAGUGCAGCAGCUCUCCAUGUUCCUCGCCGUACGUCUGCUACAACGACGUCAACCGAUACUACUGCGCAUGUGCAAAAGAUAAUCCCAACUGUGAUGGGUUGCAGGCAUGGAUGAUCGGUCUGGUUGUGUUGGCGGGGAUAUUGAUAAUCAUCUUGUCCAUCUUAGCUUGGUAUCUCUGCAUGCUCAAACGAGGGGUCAUCAGCUGCCAGUAUUCAGAAGCACAGUCUGGUGAUGGAAUCUCCUUUUCACAAAGGAAGUCUGGGCCACUUAACCACUUGGAUGUCAACAGUUUGUUGACGGUUAACCCUUUGGAUGCACAAUCAGCAGGGUUGUCAGAUGAACUUACAUGA